Molecule: messenger RNA, 1852 nt
Organism: Physcomitrium patens
Lineage: Eukaryota; Viridiplantae; Streptophyta; Bryopsida; Funariales; Funariaceae
Source: RefSeq, a predicted model, not a curated record
UUUGCGCUGUUUGAGAUAACGUAUUCAAAACCCAAGUAGAGCGUUGUGUGAAUUUUACUCUACUGCCCAUCGGAUAACACUAAGACUCGAUACGAUAAGAUGAAUAUGAGAAUUUCGCCAAAUGAAUUGUUUAUUUGCAGGACGGUACGGUCGGCAUGGUCGGUUUGGUCGGCUCUGAGGUUUGUUCUGCAGGAUAACCAUUAGAAACAAUAUGACUCGAUCAAUUGUUGCUACGUAUUUAGCGCAACUGAGACAAAUCAGACUUUAGAUAUCUGUUUUGCCCCUGUUUGCGUCCGUAGCGUAAGAACUCGUAACCACGACAAAAUUGAGCGAGUUAACUUAACCUCAGCAAGUGGAAUUCGCAAAUUGUAGGAACCGAGAAGGUUGUGCUGAUGCAACCGAACGCAAGCUGUAGGGCGUCUCACAAUGCUGCAGGCAAGUGAACACGCGAGGAAGGCCUCAUGUAAAUCAACCAGGGAUUACCAGAUGUGGAAGGCUCUCUUUCCCAAAGGCUUGUGCGAAAUCGAGGAGAUUGAGAAAGAGGAGGUUUCCACUAAAUUGAUGCAAUCGCUGGAGCGGUUCAUGCGAGAGUAUCCAGCAAUUUGGAGUGAAUCAUCCAUGCAGCAUCUCCUUGUGGAAAUCGCUGAUACCCAAUAUGCUAGUUCAUCAAACAGUGUAGCUGAAGAGCGCUUGCAUACAAUCAUCAUGCACAUCUUGGUACCCAUGGCAAAGAUUAUGGAGGCUGAGCAAGGACAUAUGAAGGCCGAGAGACAAAAAAUUCACGAGGCAACACUUUCUUUGCAGAGAGUGCAAGACGAGUGCAAUAAUGCUCUUCUCGCCCUGACGCAAGAGCAUGACAGAUCAGCAAGAAUUGCAGCGGAGCAGGCUGGGAGGAGGCUGACUGAGAAGGAGAAACAAAUCCAUGGCAUGUUGCAAAAGCAGAGAGACACGCUAGUUCGGCUUGUGUGUGGAGGACCCAGAAGAUUCCUCCAUUGGGCGCGAGAGGAGAUUCAAUUCCAUGGCAUGGUCGAGCUUGAGAAAGACCUUGAGCAAGUGUGGUACUCCAUUUCGAGAGCCCUAUAUCACGAGGAGAAUACAACCCCCAACGCUCCAGAAUGUUCAAGCUGCACUUCUUACGAGCAAGGAAAGGACGAAGCGGCUCAGACCAAUCGAGCCGUCUUUAAAAAUGGUGAGAAAUCGUCAACGCUGCCAAUGUCGAUGACUGAUUUGGCGGUGAAUUUGCUUAGUCUGGUGGUCUCCGAAAUAUGGCAGCAGACGCUAGAGAGUUACGAAAGGGUGAAGAGUCCCUUUUCCCUGCCGUGUGCCAUUAUCGGCUUCUGGUUUGGCAUCGCAGCCCGCAUGACAUACCUGGCCUUGGUGACGUUAUGUCCGCAAGUGGUGUUCAGAGGACCAUACCCGGAAUGGCCACUUCAGUGACAACUUGAUUGACUAGCCUCCAAUGAUUGCAAUGAUCGAGAUUUCAAAGGGCUGCACUCACCCGAUCUUCACAGCCAAGGUUUGUGGGAAAGGCAAGCUGUUAUCAUCAACAAUUUUGUUUUCAAGUGGUACGCAUUUAGAAAAGUAAUCCCUAAUUGCAGAAUUCAAGGAAUUUAUUUUCGCUUCACCAAGACGAAUGUCCUUGUGGCGUAACUUGUGAGAAGAAGCAGAUGUCGUUGUAUGAGAAUAUUGAGGCAUCAUGAUUGUGAAUACUCCAAGCAUGUAGUGUAGUAGUACAGGUAAUGGGCGAGUGUUGAAGCGUUUGAGAGGUUGUAAGACCUUGUAUAUUUGGGUGUAGGUUUUUGUCAUAUAAAUAGGUAAUUUAUGAACAGGUAUAUAGACUCAUUGCAUUCCA